Molecule: messenger RNA, 1169 nt
Organism: Synchiropus splendidus (mandarinfish)
Lineage: Eukaryota; Metazoa; Chordata; Actinopteri; Syngnathiformes; Callionymidae
Product: paired mesoderm homeobox protein 2
Exons: 3
Coding region: 66-839 (257 amino acids)
Biological process (GO): regulation of transcription by RNA polymerase II
Molecular function (GO): RNA polymerase II transcription regulatory region sequence-specific DNA binding; DNA-binding transcription factor activity, RNA polymerase II-specific
Source: RefSeq, a predicted model, not a curated record
AUCCGCCAGCCGCCCUGUAGGAGCCUCCCCAACCUUCGGACCUGUGGGCUCUUUAAGUUUGCAACAUGUUUGGGACGGGACAGCUGGUGUCCACUCUGCUGCCCGCAGUGUUCCACUCACCUGCGGCGCACUUCUUCCCGGCGUUCCCCGCCAGACUGGGUGCUCAGGCUCCCAUCCUGAUCCCGGGACCCUUCUUCAGCUACGAGUCGCUCAGGAGUUACCUGCAGCCGGAGUUUCCCUGCAAGCAAGCCAUGCUCCUGGGCACGCAGGCAGCUGGGAUGGGCAGAUUACCUGAGUGCACAGAUGAACACAGGCCAGUGAAGCAGCGGCGGGCCCGGGCCAACUACAGCAGCUGGCAGCUGGAGGAGCUGGAGAAGGCCUUCCAGAGCACCCACUACCCGGAUGUCUUCAUGAGGGAGGCGCUGGCCCUCAGACUGGACCUCAUCGAAGCCAGAGUCCAGGUAUGGUUCCAGAACCGCCGUGCUAAGAUGAGGCGUCAGCUGAAGCUGCAGGGUCAAGACGUAAAGAAAGACAAUGAUGCUGUUUCGGAGACGUCGAGGGGCUGUCGCGGGUUGAAAACCCACACAGACAGUUCAGACGGCGAGCACGUGGAGAGACAGCUGGAAAGAGAACUUUACCCGUGGAGCCAAGCUACAGGUUCACCAGUCAGACUGAAGCCCCUGGCUAACAGGUCGGGGGGGCGCUGGGAGAGGCCAAGCUGUGAGGACCUGCGCUCCUGCAGCAUCGCCUCACUGAGGGCCAAAGCAAGAGAGCAUGAGGCCGAGAUCCACCACAGCGUGAGCGUGUCCGGCAGAGACACACCGACGAAAGACGACUGAUCCGGCUCUCUCAACAGAAACAUGGUCUCAUUUUCUUGAUAAACAUUCCACUGGAAUCCAACUUUUCGAGACAAUACACUGACGGUUCCACUAAAGAAAACACCACUGACCUUCACCGACAGACAGACAGGACGUCUGCGUGCCGCCGCACGUCCUCACAGGAAAUAGCCGACGCAUGAAUCACUAAGUAUCGAUGUCACAUGAUAAAUAGCUGCUACCUUUUUUGAGAUAAAACUUCAUGCGUGAGCGACUCUUCCCACAGAGGAACCAUCAAUCUGUGGACUUUUUAGAGGCCUGAAGUGGCAGGUAUCAUGAGUCAGCACAUUUUUU